This is a messenger RNA of Camarhynchus parvulus, 2916 nucleotides long. It is a transcript of the gene NFAM1, whose product is annotated as NFAT activating protein with ITAM motif 1. Lineage: Eukaryota; Metazoa; Chordata; Aves; Passeriformes; Thraupidae. The coding region runs from base 601 to 1059 and encodes 152 amino acids. The transcript is spliced from 6 exons. Gene Ontology annotation, cellular component: membrane raft. Gene Ontology annotation, biological process: regulation of B cell differentiation; positive regulation of cytokine production; B cell receptor signaling pathway. The record is from RefSeq and is a predicted model, not a curated record. Gene Ontology annotation, molecular function: transmembrane signaling receptor activity.
GCCCCUGCCCGCCCUGCCACCGCGGCACGGCAGCACUGGGCUCCGUGUGCGUGGCUCUGCCUCCCGCAGGGGCCGGGGGGCUGCCCCCGGUAAGAUGUAACCCCCUGGAUCAGGCGGACCUAACAUGGCCCGCACCGCCCUGGCCUCGCGUCAGCCCCAGGCCCGGCCAGGUAGAUGUUCUUGUGGAAGGUGUCACCCUGAGUAGGCAAAGCUCUCCCACCAGGCGAAUUCCCGCUGGCCGCAGCUUGCCACGCAAGGAGCCAGUGAAGAAGAACGGGUGGGAUUCACCGCGGGGCUGAGGCACGGCCCCGAGAGUGCAUCAGGCCUGGGCUGACUUAGUCCCUGGGAAUCGUUCCAGCAGGAGGAAAUGUCGAUGUACAGCAGAAGCCUCCAAUCCAGGUUGCCUUGCUCAAGGAAGAAAUAUCCAUCCCCUGUAAAGUCAUCUUCCCUUACACGCCGAAAUACACCAAAUUUUCAAUCUCCUAUUACUGGAUUAAUUCACUGGAUCAGAAGACAUUUAUCUGUAGUAGGGUGGAAAACGUAGCCAUUCCUUCUGGAGAAGAGAAUAAGACUGCUGCCUUAUCUUAUGACUACAGAAUCAUGCCACUUGAAAACACCUCCUCUACUGGCACAUACUACUGCGAGGUCAAAUGGAAUGAUAUCCAAAAAAUGGGAAAGGGAGUGUUUGUCCUUAUUAGAGGUACAGGAUACAUAAAUACCUCUUACAGCUGGGAAAUCCUCGUUACCCUUACUGUUCUUCUGGCUGUAUUGAGCAUCACCGCAACAGCUCUGCUUCUGUGGAAAAGAAAGGUGUUGUGCCCUAGAAGGAACCAGCCAAAUAUCCUGAGACAGAAGGUGGAAACACAGCUCCCUUCAGCCAGCCCACCACCACUACCACCUCCUGUCUAUGAUAGCCUGGAUGUGCAGCAAGUUGAUGUCUAUUCUAGCCUCGAGAACAACACAAACAACCCACCACACAGAAAGAAUCCUCCAGGGAAGACACCUAAGAAGCAAGAAACUCUAGAAGAAUCCUCUGAUACAUUGUAUGAGAAUAUCUAACAGGGAAGAUACCUGACCCUAUGUGGACCAGACAUCUCUCUGUAUAGCAGAGCUACUCUCUUACAUCCCUGAUGAGAUGCAGAUACAUGGAGAGAUCCACACUGACUUCAGAGCACAACCACGAGGGAAUUGUGAACCCCUUGCCCCUUCUAAACUGCCCUUCAUUAACAACAGAAUGUAUCUGUUGAAAUCCCUCGGGGGGGCUCGGUCUGCAUUGAUGCAGCAAAGCUAUUUUGCAGCAAAGCUAUUUGCUGCAAAAGAAAAGCUGCUUUUGUCAAGCACUUAUCUUGGGAAUGGGCAAUCUGUGAAGGUUUCUCUCACCUGCUCCGACUGAAAUACUUAACUGUUGAUCCACUGCAAGUCGUAGGACAAUCCGGAUGCUUCCCUGCUUGCUGGUUUGAUGUUUGUGGCUUUGCUGAAAUAGCCAUCAGGACUUCAUGCAUACUUUAAUCAGAUCCAAGCAUCCACCUGCCCAUUUCCCUUUCUCAGGAACCCCACAGCAAACAUGCUUUCUCAUAAUCUGCUAAUCCCAUCAAGUAGUCACAGAUGCCUGCUGCGACCUUACUGGGGCGACUCAAAUCAGUGCCUCUAAGAAAAUGCUUCCCCUUCAGCAAUAUCAGCAGUGAGGACUGGAUGCACUGAUGGAGAUAAAGGUGGAGAAAAGGAACACAGAGAAAUAUCCCUUCCUGACAACAUGUCUCAGUGACAGUGCCCAUUCCAGAACAAGAAAGAGGAACAAGGAGGUGGGAACGUGAGGAAACUCCCUUGCUGGGGCUGCAUAAGCCAGGCGGGUCUGGGGCCAGGCUCCAGCCUGCAGAAGUCCUAGGGGAGCUCCCCAGUUUCCUUUUCUUCUUGGCAGUGGGCAUUGUUAUCGCUUGGGAUUUUGAGCCUCUGUGGGAGCAGGCGUGGUACCUCUGCCCCACCAAAACCAAUCGUUUAGCCUUUGUUUCAGCUGGCUGUUGUAGAGAGUAUAAAGCUCCUUUACCCUUCCACUGUACAUUAUUGGCCAGCGAGAUCAGUUCUGAAACUUAGAACGACUGGAGGAAGGAGGAGGGAGGCCUUAGAAGUGAAUUUGCUGUCCAAGUUCUUUCUCCCCUGUCAGCUGGAACUUGCCUACCGUUUCUGGUGAUGCUUAUUCUGGUUCUGAUAGGGAAGGAGUUACAUUAAAUAGCUGUAUAACAUGAUCAAACCAGCAGAUCAAAAAGCUGAGGCUGUUUUAUCUCAUAUUAAAAAACAACAAUGAAAUCACAACCAAAUAAAACCAACCCAAACUAAGAAUAUGCAGCAUAACUUGAGAGGAAUUGUAGAAACCUCUUUAAAGAAGAUCAAAUUAAAAUUGAGCUCCAGGGUCAUAGGACCCUCUCUAGCUGAAGAUAAUGUUGCUAUGUAUCAGAGAUAGAGGCUGUGGAAAAUGUCUCCGGGGCCUCCAACCUUCCUAUACCAUGUUUAAAGAGAUAAUCCGCUUAUUGCUUUGCUCUUUUUAUUAGAAAAGAUUUCAAACAUGCAAUUUGGACUUUCUUUAACCACAGAAAAAUGGUUUUUCUCUUCCCAGCACUGAGGAAUUCAUUUCAGAAAAGGCAAUGAAUGGACAGCAUGUCUUAUUAGAUCCAUUUAUAAUUUGUUAAGUGAUCACAACAAUUAUAAAUAUUUUUGAAGUAAAACGUUUUACAUUUUACUAAUAUGACCAGGAAAUAUUUGUGUUCGCAGAAGAAUUUACAGAGGAUUGUACAGGUAUAACAAUUCCUUUCCUUAACAAAUUUGAAGAAAUGAUGAGAUGAAUUAUAAAUAUGUUGCAGUAUGGCAAUAAAAUAUUCAGCAGAUGCUGGUGGAUUAGAUGAAAAGUAAAAACUUUCAAAA